Molecule: messenger RNA, 762 nt
Organism: Opisthorchis viverrini
Lineage: Eukaryota; Metazoa; Platyhelminthes; Trematoda; Opisthorchiida; Opisthorchiidae
Exons: 1
Coding region: 1-762 (253 amino acids)
Source: RefSeq, a predicted model, not a curated record
AUGUUACAGUCGUUUUUCUCACUUCUGUCUUCGGGUAUUAGCGCCGGAUUCACCCACACUCGAUCUCCCCCGACUAUCCCACCACCAGAUAAGUUCUGCAUGGGUGACAAUUUCCGCCGCUGGGCAGCGGACACAUCGGAAUACAUCCAGCUGCUUCUUGCCAGUGAACAAAAGCGUGUGCUGCUUUCCUUAUUGGAUGGAGAAGCUCGGGAUAUAGUACGAGACGAACAUAUCUUGAAAGAUGGGGUCACAGAAGAUGUCUUUGAACGGCUUCGCGCGUGCUUGAGAGAGCGGAUCCACCCAGUCGAACAUCAAUAUCGGUUCCAGUCACGGAUCCAACUGUCGGGCGAAAGACUGUUGAAUUUUGUUCGAGAACUGCGGCGAAUAAGUGAAGACGCUUUUCCGGAGUUAACCGACGGACAGCGGGAAGAAAAGAUCCUUGAGCAGAUCAUUGUCGGUACCCGAGCCCCUAAACUCCGCGAGCGGUUUUUGGGUAGUCCUCUUCACUCGGUUGCAGCGGCACUAAAAGUGGCGAACCAGGUGGAGGACAUCUUGGGCGUCCUACAGAGGGAUCGAGAGCCAAACACGGCACACCCUGCCCCCGUCCACAUUCAACAACAACAACAACAAAAAGACGUUGGACACCAGCCCGAGGACAACCAUACCAUCUCAUGCCAUUGCGCCCUAACCGACCGUACUUUCACUCUACCUUUCACCGUCCAGCCCAACCAAUCUUUCGAGAUGGCCCUCCCCGAACCCUGA